This is a messenger RNA of Juglans microcarpa x Juglans regia, 1785 nucleotides long. RefSeq names its product probable magnesium transporter NIPA4. NCBI's taxonomy places the organism in Eukaryota, Viridiplantae, Streptophyta, Magnoliopsida, Fagales, Juglandaceae. The record is from RefSeq and is a predicted model, not a curated record. Gene Ontology annotation, cellular component: membrane. Gene Ontology annotation, biological process: magnesium ion transport. Gene Ontology annotation, molecular function: magnesium ion transmembrane transporter activity. The transcript is spliced from 9 exons. The coding region runs from base 416 to 1462 and encodes 348 amino acids.
AUGUGUUUUGGUAAAGAAAGUAAAGAAAGAAAAGGGUAAGAGAAGUGAAAAGGAAAGAAGAUGAGGUGGAGCAGUCAUCAACCCCAAGUCGGAGUGGAGUCGUUGUUUUGGUAAAGCCUAUUAAUAACCGAUAAGUCCUUCCCAGCACGCUUCUCUGUCUGCCUGUCUGUCUGUCUCUCCCCGAUCCAGGAAACCUCGCUCACAGCUGUAGCCACCGACUUCUCCAAGUGCCGACAAAAGCAUUCUCUUCAUUUAUUGUUCAUCCAUUAAUUAUCCAGAUCCAACUCGUUGUUCUAACUCAGUAUCCAGUUGAUCAGAUCACUGAGUCAAUAAGCGAUUUCAUUCAAUGGCCCUCCCGGUGGGGGUAUGUUAGAGCCACCGGUGGAGGCUAGGGUUUUGGUUCUGCUCAUUAGCCAUGUCUUCGACGACCUCUCCGAGUCCGCCGACGAGCUGGCGCGAGGGAAUGUCCUCUGACAACAUCAAGGGCCUCGUUCUUGCUCUCUCGUCCAGCGUCUUCAUCGGCGCCAGCUUCAUUGUCAAGAAGAAGGGCUUGAAGAAGGCCGGCGCUUCUGGAGUCCGAGCAGGUGUUGGAGGCUAUUCUUACUUAUAUGAGCCGCUUUGGUGGGUCGGCAUGAUAACAAUGAUUGUCGGGGAAGUUGCUAAUUUUGCGGCUUAUGCAUUUGCGCCAGCUAUUCUGGUCACUCCUCUUGGGGCUCUCAGCAUUAUCAUCAGUGCUGCACUUGCACAUGUUAUCUUACAGGAGAAGCUACAUAUUUUUGGAAUUCUUGGUUGUGUUCUGUGUGUUGUGGGCUCUACUACAAUUGUUCUACAUGCUCCUCAAGAGUGUGAGAUUGAAUCCGUGACAGAAGUUUGGGAUCUUGCUAUGGAGCCAGCUUUUCUCAUGUAUGCAGCUUUGGUCAUAACGGCUGCAUUUAUUCUUAUAUUCUGUUUUAUCCCCGAGUAUGGCCAGACACACAUAAUGGUUUAUAUUGGAGUUUGUUCCCUUGUAGGUUCUCUGUCGGUCAUGAGUGUCAAAGCACUUGGAAUUGCUCUGAAGUUGACAUUGUCGGGAAUGAAUCAACUAAUUUAUCCACAAACUUGGUUAUUCACUUUCGUUGUAAUUACUUGUGUUCUUACCCAAAUGAACUAUUUGAACAAGGCACUCGAUACUUUUAACACGGCUGUGGUGUCUCCCAUAUACUAUGUCAUGUUCACAUCACUUACUAUUUUGGCUAGUGUGAUCAUGUUUAAGGACUGGGAUAGGCAAAGUCCAACCCAGGUAGUCACAGAAAUGUGUGGGUUUGUGACUAUCCUUUCAGGAACUUUUCUUCUUCACAAAACAAAGGAUAUGGCAGAUGGUUUGUCAACGGCUCUAUGUAUGCGACUUUCUAAACACUCGGAAGACGAUAUCCUUAAUGGUGGUGAAGGCAUCCCUCUUAGGCGGCAGGAAUCUUUUAGAUGACCAUGAUGUAUGCAUUCCUCCAGUCGCUUAAAGAAGAAGAAAAAAAAGCAUGCAUGCUUUUUCUUCUUGGGCAUGGAAGUUGUUGAUGCAACCUGUAUUUUAUGCAGCUAUCAUUCAUCCGAAUCGUGUUCUUCGAUAGAAAGAGAGAGAGAGAGAGAGAGAGAGGAAGGUGAGAUUUUAAAUUUUCUUCUCUGCUUUUCUCUUCGGCUUCACAGUACCUAUGCUUUCAGCUGUUUCAUUGUAUUCGAUUAUCCCAAACUCCAUACGAAAGGCAACGUAAUUUUGUGCACAUUUGUUUAUAGUGUAUCCUAGUUAUAUUUUUU